Prorocentrum cordatum is the source of this 596-nucleotide messenger RNA. The record is from the annotation of a GenBank genome assembly. Lineage: Eukaryota; Dinophyceae; Prorocentrales; Prorocentraceae.
CGGGGCGCAUGGUCGCAGCGUGGCUGGUGGCGGUUGCAGCUCUGUCGAGUCUGCCGAUCCCGGGCAGCGGAGUGUGCGAGGCCAACACCGGCGGGAGCUGCAACGUGCUCGAGUGCAAGUCGUGGCGCCACGCAAGGUGCACAGACGUCGGCCCAGACCUCCACGCGGCGGACCCGAUAUUCCGCACGGGCACCAAGAACUGCACCUGCGACGAGGGGAGCUGUGCAAGCGAGGUCAACGGCGAGUGCGUGAAGCCAGGCGCGUGUCCGACGGAGACGGGAGUGUCGUGCAAGCUCUGCCAAGCCUACGGUAUUUGGUGUUGCGGUGACGGGCAGUAUUGCGCCCGGGCGUGGUGCACGUGCGAGCUGGGCCUCUGCUUUGAUGGGACGGCAUGUUUGCCAGCCCGCGACGGACACGCUGGCGUGUUGGCCGCAGAGGAGGACACCGUUGCACCAGGUGCGCUCGCCUCGGCCGUGCUGGGCGCGCUGGGUUUCGCCGCGCUGGCCGGGGCCGCCUGGAGGUGGAGGCGGUCAUGCCCCGGGGCUGCUGGCCGGCCGCGGCCGGGCGACCGCCCGCUGCUCGCGGAGGAGUCCUGA